Molecule: messenger RNA, 5637 nt
Organism: Diospyros lotus (date-plum)
Lineage: Eukaryota; Viridiplantae; Streptophyta; Magnoliopsida; Ericales; Ebenaceae
Source: the annotation of a RefSeq genome assembly
AUGAUUUUUAAAUCUUUUCUACUAGGUAAUCUAGUAUCCUUAUGCAUGAAGAUAAUCAAUUCGGUCGUUGUGGUCGGACUCUAUUAUGGAUUUCUGACCACAUUUUCCAUAGGGCCCUCUUAUCUCUUCCUUCUCCGGGCUCAGGUUAUGGAAGAAGGAACCGAGAAGAAGGUAUCAGCAACAACUGGUUUUAUUACGGGACAGCUCAUGAUGUUCAUAUCGAUCUAUUAUGCACCUCUGCAUCUAGCAUUGGGUAGACCUCAUACAAUAACUGUCCUAGCUCUACCCUAUCUUUUGUUUCAUUUCUUCUGGAACAAUCACAAACACUUUUUUGAUUAUGGAUCUACUACCAGAAAUUCAAUGCGUAAUCUCAGCAUUCAAUGUGUAUUCCUGAAUAAUCUCAUUUUUCAAUUAUUCAACCAUUUCAUUUUACCAAGUUCAAUGUUAGCCAGAUUAGUCAACAUUUCUAUGUUUCGAUGCAACAACAAGAUGUUAUUUGUAACAAGUAGUUUUGUUGGUUGGUUAAUUGGUCACAUUUUAUUCAUGAAAUGGCUUGGAUUGGUAUUAGUCUGGAUACGGCAAAAUCAUUCUAUUAGAUCCAAUGUACUUAUUCGAUCUAAUAAGUACCUUGUGUCAGAAUUGAGAAAUUCUAUGACUCGGAUCUUUAGUAUUCUCUUAUUUAUUACCUGUGUCUACUAUUUAGGCAGAAUGCCGUCACCCAUUCUUACUAAGAAACUGAAAGAAACCUCAAAAACGGAAGAAAGGGCGGAAAGUGAGGAAGAAAGAGAUGUAGAACUAGAAACAACUUACGAAACGAAGGGGACUAAACAGGAACAAGAGGGAUCCACCGAAGAAGAUCCUUCUCCUUCCCUUUUUUCGGAAGAAAAGGAGGAUCCGGACAAAAUCGAUGAAAGGGAAGAGAUCCGAGUGAAUGGAAAGGAAAAAACAAAGGAUGAAUUCCACUUUCACUUUAAAGAGACAUGCUAUAAAAAUAGCCCAAUUUAUGAAGCUUCUUAUCUGGAUGGGAAUCAAGAAAAUUCGAAGUUAAAAAUACUUGAAGAUAAAAAGAAAGACCUCUUCUGGUUUGAAAAACCUCUUGUAACUCUUCUUUUCAAUUAUAAUCGAUGGAAUCGACCGUUGCGAUACAUAAAAAAUAAUCGAUUGGAAAAUGCUGUAAGAAAUGAAAUGUCACAAUACUUUUUUUAUCCAUGCCAAAAUUUUGGAAAAGAAAGAAUAUCUUUCACCUUUCCUCCUAGUUUGUCCGCUUUUUGGGAAAUGAUACAAAGAAAGAUGCCCUUGUCCAGAAUAGAAAAGCUCUCUUCUGAUGAAUUAUACAAUCAUUGGGUUUCUACCAAUAAUAAAAAAAGUAAUAAUCUAAAAAACGAGUUGAUAAAUAGAAUUGAGGCUCUAGACAAAGGAUCCCUUUCUAUGGAUAUACUCGAAAAAAGGAUUCGCGUAUGUAAUGAUGGGACCAAAUGGAAUCAGGGGACUAAAAAAGAAUACUUGCCAAAAAUAUAUGAUCCUUUGUUAAAUGGGCCCCAUCGUGGAACAAUCAAAGAAUUGUUUUCGUCCCUAAUCAUAAAUGAUAAUUUUAUAGAAAAAAAUAAGAUUCAUUCUAUCUUUUUUACUGAUACUGAUUUCCGAGAAUUUGAACAGAAAGAAGAUAUAUUUGAUAAAAAGCCAUUCUCAACAAAAAUUAGUAAUUUCUUGACUUUAAUCAAUGAACUUGCUAGAGAACCAAAAUCAAAUUUGAAAGAAUCCUCUUUAUUUUCAGAACAAAGCCAAAUGGCUUCAGAAAAUGAAACAAAAUUUGUAUUCAAUGGAAUCAUAACUGAUCCUAAUGAUCAAAAAAAAAAAAAGAAAUCUGUUGGAAAAAAAGAAAUCAGUAAAAAAGUCUCUCGAUGGUCAUACAAAUUAAUCAACGAAUUCGAACAACAAGAAGGAGAAAGCGAAGAAGAAGUACCAUUGGAUCAUCAGAUUCGUUCAAGAAAAGGCAAAUAUGUAUCGAUUUUUACUGAUAACGGGCAAAUUCCCGAUCCCGAUACUAGUGAUUCUGAUCAAAUAGACGAAGUGCCUUUGAUACGCUAUCCACAACAAUCGGAUUUUCGUCGAGACAUAAUCAAAGGCUCUAUGCGAGCCCAAAGACGUAAAACAGUUAUUCGAGAACUCUUUCAAGCAAAUGUGCAUUCCCCACUUUUUUUGGACAGAAUAGACAAAUCGCCCCUUUUUUCUUUUGAUAUUUCCGGACUGAUGAAACUCAUUUUUCGAAACUGGAUAGGCAAGGGAGUCGAAUUACAAAUUUACGAUUAUACAGAAGAAGAAAUAAAAGAAGGAGAGAAAGGGGAGAAGGAUAAAAAAGAAGAAACCCAAAGAAAAGAUAAAGUAAGGAUACAAGUAGCGGAAGUCUGGGAUAACAUCCCAUUUGCUCAAGCAAUAAGAGGUUGCAUGUUAAUAACUCAAUCGAUUCUUAGAAAAUAUAUUCUAUUACCUUCAUUGAUAAUAGCGAAAAAUAUUGGACGUAUGCUAUUUUUGCAAUUUCCUGAGUGGUCUGAGGAUUUAAAGGAAUGGAAUAAAGAAGUGCAUGUUAAAUGUACCUAUAAUGGUGUUCAAUUAUCAGAAACAGAAUUCCCGAAAAAUUGGUUAAUAGACGGCAUUCAGAUACAGAUCCUAUUUCCUUUCUACCUGAAACCUUGGCAUAGAUCUAAGCCACAGUCUUCUCAUAUAGAUCGAAUGAAAAAGAAAGGGAAAAAAGAUGAUUUUUGCUUUUUAACAGUUUGGGGAAUGGAAACUGAACUCCCCUUUGGUUCUCCCCGAAAACGGCCUUCCUUUUUUAAACCUAUUUUUAAGAAACUCCAAAAAAAAAUAGGAAAAUUGAAAAAAUGGAAAAAGAAGUAUUUUGGAGUUCUAAAAGUUUUAAAAGAAAGAACAAAAUUAUUUCUAAAUAUCAUAAAAAAACCAAAAAAAUGGAUUAUCAAAGGAAUUCUUUUUUUUAAAAAAAUAAAAAAAAAAUUCUCAAAAGUAAAUCCAAUUCUAUUAUUUCGACUGGGAGAAAUAAAUAAAUUAAACGAAACUAAAAAAGAAAAAGAUUCUAUAACCCAUAAUCAGAUAAUUCAUGAAUAUGAAUCCUUUCGUCGAAUUCGAUCUACAGAUUGGACAAAUUAUUUACUGACUGAAAAAAAAAUGAAGGAUCUGAGUAAUAGAACAAGCACAAUUAGAAAUCAAAUAGAAAGAAUUACAAAAGAGAAAAAAAAAGUGAUUCCAGGAAAAAAUGUUAGUCCUAAUAAGACAAGUUAUAAUGCUAAAAGAUUCGAACCACAAACAAAUAUUUGGCAAAGAUUAAAAAGAAGAAAUGCUCGAUUAAUCCGUAAAUCACAUUAUUUUAUAAAAUUUUUCAUUGAAAAGAUAUACAUCGAUAUGCUUUUAUCUAUGCUUAAUAUUCCCAUAAUUAAUAUACAACUUUUUCUUGAAUCAACAAAAAAAAAUUUUUAUAAAUCCAUUUAUAAAAAUAAAACAAAUCAAGAAAGAAUCAAUAAAACAAAUCAAAAUACAAUUCACUUUAUUUCGACUAUAAAAAAGUCACUUUAUCAUAUUAUUAAUAAUAAUUCACAGAAUUUUUUCGACUUAUCCUCCUUGUCACAAGCCUAUGUAUUUUACAAAUUAUCACAAACCAAAAUUCUUAACUUGUAUAAGUUAAGAUCUAUUCUUCAAUAUCGCGGAACGCCUUUUUUUCUUAAGACUUCAAUAAAAGAUUAUUUUGGAACACAAAGAAUAAUUCAUGCUGAAUUAAGACAUAAGAAACUUCCGAAUUCUGGAAUACAUCAAUGGAAAAACUGGUUAAGAAAUCAUUAUCAAUACGAUUUCUCUCAGAUUAGAUGGUCUAAAUUAAUAGCACAAAACGGGCGAAAUAGAAUCAAUCAAUGGCAUCCAAAUCACAAUCAAGAUUUAAACAAAGAGGAUUCAUAUGAAAAAGACCAAUUAAUUCAUUACAAAAAAAAAAAUGAUUACGAAGUAUAUUCAUUACUAAAUCAAAAAGAUAAUUUUCAAAAAUACUAUAAAUAUAAUCUUUUAUCUUAUAAAUUUUUAAAUUAUGAAAAUAAGGUAGACUCCUAUAUUUAUGUAUCGCCAUUCCAAGUAAAUAAGAAUCAAGAUAAUUCUUAUAAUUACAACAUAUAUAAAGACAAAUUAUAUGAUAUACUAUGGGAUAUCCCUAUCAAUAAUUAUCUAGAAAAAAAUGAUAUUAUGUAUAUGGAAAGAAAUCCGGAUAGAAAAUAUUUUGAUUGGAAAAUUAUCAAUUUUUGUCUUCGAAAUAAAAUCGAUAUUGAGGACUGGAUCAAGAUCAAUACUAAUAGUAAUAAAAAUACUAAGACUGGGACUGUUAAUUUUAAUUAUCAAAUAAUUGAUAAAAUUGAUAAAAAAGAUCUUUUUUAUCUUACAAUUCAUCAAGAUCAAGAAAUCAAUUCACCCAAUCAAAAAAAAAUCUUUUUUGAUUGGAUGGGAAUGAAUGAAGAAAUACUAAGUCGUCCCAUAUCGAAUAUGGAACUUUGGUUCUUCCCAGACUUUGUACUUCUUUAUAAUGCAUAUAAAAUGAAACCGUGGUUUAUACCAAGCAAAUUACUUUUUUUAAAUUUGAAUAUAAAUGAAAAUAAAAAUAUCAAUAGAAAGCAAAAAGGGGUUAGACCAUCAAAUGAAAAAAAAUCUUUUGAAUUAAAGAAUAAAAAUCAAAAAGAAUCCGCAGGCCAAAGAGAUCUUAGAUCAAAUGCACAAAACCAAGGAAAUCUUGUAUCUGCUCUUUCAACUCAACAAAAAGAUUUUGAAGAAGAUUAUUCGGAAUCAGACAUGAAAAAACGUAAAAAGAAAAAACAAUACAAGAGCAAUACGGAAGCAGAACUAGAUUUCUUUCUGAAAAAAUAUUUACUUUUUCAAUUGAGAUGGGAUGAUGCUUUGAAUCAAAGAAUGAUCAAUAAUAUAAAAGUAUAUUGUCUCCUGCUUAGACUGAAAAAUUCAAGAAAAAUGACUAUAUCCUCUAUUCAGAAUAAGGAAAUAAAUCUGGAUAUAAUGCUAAUUCAGAAGAAUUUAACUCUUACGGAAUUGAUGAAAAGGGGGGUAUUAAUUAUCGAACCCCUUCGUCUAUCUGUAAAAAAUGACGGACAGUUUAUUAUGUAUCAAACUAUAGGUAUUUCAUUAGUUCAUAAUAGUAGGCAUCAAACUAAUCAAAGAUACCGAGAGCAAAGAUAUAUUGAUAAGAAGGAUUUUGAUGAAUCCAUUCCAAGGGAUCAUCAAAAGAUAAUUGGAAAUAGAGACAAAAAUCAUUAUGAUUUGCUUGUUCCUGAAAAUAUUUUAUCGUCUCGACGUCGUAGAGAAUUGAGAAUUCUAAUUUGUUUCAAUUCAAAAACGAGUCAUGGUGUGAAUAGAAAUCCACUAUUUUGCAAUGAGAAUAAGGUAAGAAAUUGGGGUCAAUUUUUGGAUGAAAAUAAAGAUCUUGAUAGAGAUAAUUUAAUUAAAUUAAAAUUCUUUCUUUGGCCCAAUUAUCGAUUAGAAGAUUUAGCUUGUAUGAAUCGCUAUUGGUUUGAUACCAAUAAUGGCAGUCGUUUCAGUAUGUUAAGGAUACAUAUGUACCCACAAUUGAAAAUUCGUUGA